Messenger RNA from Rubroshorea leprosula, 1847 nucleotides. Lineage: Eukaryota; Viridiplantae; Streptophyta; Magnoliopsida; Malvales; Dipterocarpaceae. The record is from the annotation of a GenBank genome assembly.
CAACACACAUUCAUUUCAAGUUUCAACCCCAUCCUCUCCUUCCCCUAGGAUAUCUUACCCAACCGGAGUAGCAUCAAUCACCAUGGUUUCUGAGAAAGGCCAGUCGAGAAACGUGUGUGUGAUCGGGGCAGGACCGUCGGGGUUGGUGGCGGCAAGAGAGCUUAGGAAAGAGGGUCACAAUGUGGUGGUGAUGGAGCAAAGCCAUGAUGUAGGUGGACAAUGGUUGUAUGAGCCUAAUGUGGAGAGUGAGGAUCCCUUAGGAAGGGACAAGGUCCUAAAAGUUCAUAGUAGCGUAUACGCCUCUCUAAGGCUAACCUCUCCUAGGGAGAUCAUGGGGUACACUGAUUUCCCAUUUUUGAUCAAGAAAGGUAGGGACAUGAGGAGAUUUCCAGGGCAUAGAGAACUUUGGCUUUAUUUGAGGGAUUUUUGUGAUUGGUUUGGGUUGAGGGAGAUGAUAAGGUUCAAUACUAGGGUUGAAUAUGUAGGGAUGUUGAAUUAUGGAGAGUUUGGAAAAGAUUUGAAAUGGAUUGUUAGGAACAAAGGGAAGAAUUCCGAGAAGGAAGUAGAAGAGAUCUUUGAUGCUGUUGUUGUAGCCACAGGUCACUACUCUCAUCCUAGGUUGCCUUCCAUCAAAGGGAUGGAUGCAUGGAAAAGGAAACAAAUGCAUAGUCAUGUUUACAGGGUCCCAGAGCCCUUUCGCAAUGAGGUUGUAGUGGUAGUUGGAAAUUCAUUGAGUGGACAGGACAUAUCAAUGGAGCUUGUAGAAGUGGCAAAGGAAAUUCACCUCAGUGCCAAAUCCCUUAAUAUAACUGAGGGUUUAUCUAAAGUGAUCUCCAAGCAUGAAAACUUGCGCCUUCAUCCACAGAUAGACUGCCUUUAUGAAGAUGGAAAGGUUCUGUUUGUAGAUGGCUCUUGGGUCAUGGCUGACACAAUACUCUACUGCACGGGGUAUUCAUAUACUUUUCCCUUUCUUGACACCAAAGGAAUAGUAGUUGUUGAUGAUGACAGAGUGGGACCUCUGUAUGAGCACACUUUUCCUCCAUCUCUGGCUCCUUCCCUCUCCUUUAUAGGCAUUCCCAGAAAGAUAAUAGGGUUUCCUUUCUUUGAGUCACAAGCAAGAUGGAUAGCUCAGUUGCUUUCUGGGAAAAGAACCUUGCCAUCAUGGGAUGAAAUGAUGCAAUCCAUCGGGGAAUUUUAUCAAUCAAGGGAUCUUGCUGGCAUUCCUAAACAUAAUACCCAUGAAAUUGCAAAUUUUGAGUAUUGUGAUUCGUAUGCGGAUCAAAUCGGGUUCCCACGUUUAGAAGAAUGGAGAAAACAGCUGUGUAUAUCGGCCUUGGUGAAUGCUGAUGUCAAUCUGGAGACUUACAAGGAUUCAUGGGAGGAUGAUGAGCUGCUGCAAGAGGCCCUUCAAAGUCCUCAUUUGACUCAGCUUGGGUAAGAAGCUUUGGCACUAUAAAGAACAAAGGCUCAAUGCUUUUCGGUUUGGUACUUUGGACCAAAAGUACUUUCUCAAUAUUUAAGAAAGAAAAGAAGGUGACAAAAAGGAGAGAUAUGGAAACAUUCAAUAAUAAUUUGUCCUGCUAAGGCAGCGGCAGUUGGACAUCUUUCUUGCUACUGAAAGCAAGAAUUUUACUUUGGUCUUUGCUUUCAAAAGCAAGAUAAGUGCUUUAUAAAAGAUAACUGAAGAAUUUUCUUUUCUUUGGUCAUUCAAUGUCCCCGGUUUUCCUUUUCAAUGCAAAGACUUCUUUUUACUCAUUUUUUUUCCUUUUUCACUGUUAUACAUUUCAGCCUAAUUUUUCUUCAUGAUGUAUGAUGAUGGACUUCGGUUAUAAAAAAGGAAAUAGUUA